Cydia pomonella (codling moth) is the source of this 1598-nucleotide messenger RNA. RefSeq names its product alpha-tocopherol transfer protein-like. Lineage: Eukaryota; Metazoa; Arthropoda; Insecta; Lepidoptera; Tortricidae. Gene Ontology annotation, cellular component: membrane. Gene Ontology annotation, molecular function: phosphatidylinositol bisphosphate binding. The coding region runs from base 126 to 1046 and encodes 306 amino acids. The transcript has 5 exons. The record is from RefSeq and is a predicted model, not a curated record.
CUGGCCGCGCGCAAGCCACUCGCAGUUUUGUCCUUACUCAGCCACAGCUUGCAAUUUACUCGUUCAAUUCAAAUUCAGAACAAUUUAUUUUGUUUAAUCGUGGACUUUGAAUGUAGUGUAGUGCCAUGGCUUUGCUGCAAGGACCUUCGCUGAAACAGCUGGAGAUGAUUAAGCAGGAGUUGGGGGAGGGAGAAGGGGACCUCGAGAGAGGGGUGCGGGACCUCAGGAGCAUGUGUGCUGCCUCUCCACACCUGCCACGGCCUGAGACCAUAGAUACAAGUUUCCUGGAGCUGUUCGUGCGCGGCUGCCGCAUGGAUAUGGAGCGCGCGCGUACCAAGUUCGAGGCAUUCUGCGCCGCCAGGGGACGCCACAGGGACCUUUACCAGCAGCGCUCGCUCAACGACCCACCUCUUAACGAUAUCUGCAACUUCAUGGACAUAGUGCCGCUGCCAAAGCUCACAGACGACGGGCUUCGAGUGACCAUAUUCCGCAUUAGGCCGCAGUACCCGGAGAGCAGCGCAGACAUAGCGGCGACUGUUCGUGCUGUCCUGCUCGUGGCCGACGCGCGCAUGCGUGAUGAAAAGGCCAUCAGCGGCGACGCGUUCGUGUGGGAUGUAUCAGCGGUUCGCGCGUCACUGGUAGCGCGCGUAGCGGCGGCGGCGGGCACGGUGCGGCGCGGCAUCCACCUCGCACACGCAGCGUAUCCGCAGCGGCUGAAACGCAUUCACAUUGUCGGCGCACCCACCUUCAUCGCUUCCUCGCUGCAGCUUAUGCGGUCCUGUAUGAACGAGAAAGUUAAACGGCGGUUUUAUUUGCACUCUAAAGUGGACGAGUUGCUCGAGCAAAUCCCCGCACGAGUGUUGCCAGCCGAGUGGGGCGGCGAAGAGGAGUCCAUAGACACGAUCGCCCGGAAGUGGCGACACCGCAUCGAUGAGAGCCGCGACUACCUACGCAACCUCAACGACGUCUCCUCCUCCAACGUCAAGUCGACAGACAGCGACAUCUAUGGCGCGGUUGGCGCUUUCAGAAAACUUGACAUCGAUUAGUCUAUGGUUCAUAAAACUUUUUAAAAUUGCCACUAAAAACUGUUGUGUGAGUGGUUGCAGAGUGCGAGCCACGCAGUUUGUGAUGGGGUAUAUGUUUACGUUUAAUUUAAAUAUUGUCACUGUAACUAACACACCAAAGAAUGAAGAAGAAUGUGAUUCCAAGUGAAUUGUAUUCAACUGUUUCGUGUUAAAGGUGUUUUUGAUCAAUUGUCGUUUACUACUUUAUUGUAUUACAUGUGGAGAAGAGCCCGACAAUCCCGACAGAUUGUGCGUAUUCUUGGCAAUAUUUAGAGAUUAUUAUUUCGUAUAAAGCAGGCUAAAUAAUACAUAGUAAAAAAAUUGUGUCGGUAUAUUUGGGCGCUUGGUGUAAGCAAAAGUAGAACGGAAAGAUAAAACUUCAAAGUUUUAUGUUCAAAUUAUCGUUUGCUUGGUAAUUAUUAUGUUAAGAGAUAAAUUAGGUAUUUUAAGGUUAAGUUUCCCUAUAAUAUAAGAGCCUAGUUAAGCAUGUUUAUAAUUAUAUUUAAAAAAUAAUAAAAAAUAUUGACUCAGGUA